Closterium sp. Naga37s-1 is the source of this 1014-nucleotide messenger RNA. NCBI's taxonomy places the organism in Eukaryota, Viridiplantae, Streptophyta, Zygnematophyceae, Desmidiales, Closteriaceae. The record is from the annotation of a GenBank genome assembly.
AUGCAGGAUGCGGCACCAAUCACGGACACUGCAUUGGACUUCCACAACAUUGCAGACGUGUCAGAGAUGAGCGGUGUUGUUCGGGAGACGAGCUCCGAAGUGCAGACCCUGAAGAAGGAAGUCGCUGCUCUGCGCGCCGAGCAGGCCGAGCUGCAAUCAAAUUUCAGCAGCGUGAGCAAGCAGCUGUUUGAGCGCGUGGCGGCUCUGGAGAAGGCUCGAGAGACCGCGAACACCGGUGGCGUGUUGGGUGCGCCUGGCCAGCCAGACAUGGCCUUUCCAUCCAAGCGGGUUGACUCUAGUCCCGACCCGGGACUCAGAGACACCGCGGCCUCCCCCCUUGCAGGAUUUCGCCAGACCUCACGGAUUGGGCCCAACGAGGAGGCAGCGCCGCCGCAGCAGCACCAGCGUGAACCCCACUACGCACCUGCAUCGCCGUCACCCGCCCCCGCUACUGCACAGCCGCAUCAGCCUAGCGUGCCACCGGGCCGGGACGCGGCGUACUAUCAGCCGGGCACAUCCCGACCUGCCCCGCCGCUACGACCUGUCGCGCCCCUUCCUGCUGUGCCUCGCCCGUCCGCUCCCAUAUACCAAGGCUUCACUGCUAUGCCACCUUAUGCUCCACCGCCCGGUAUGCCAUUUUACUGGCAGGGCGGUCCCCCGCAGCACGCACCCCCGCCGAAGCAGUCGUACCCACCGCCAGCCAUCCCGAGUAGCAGUGGCGCGGGUGAAGGCGGCGGGGAAUGGAUGCAUGACGUCGGAGCCGAGGCUGGUGCAGCUGGAGCUCCUUCCGAUGCCUUCACCGGUGGGCGUGCAAAGUCCAGAUACGCGGGUGUUACCGGGGGGGGAGAUGCUUGGUUUGCCAAGCUCUUGAUGCCGGCCCCUAAUAACCCCAUUCGCAUGGGGCCUUUCCCGAGCGAGGAAGAGGCAGCCAAGGGAUACAAGGCUGCCGCUGUGGUGGUUAGGCCCCAUGGUUAUCGCAUCCAGCGCAGUAUUGAGCUGACCCUGUCGGAGUAG